Symbiodinium natans is the source of this 762-nucleotide messenger RNA. Lineage: Eukaryota; Dinophyceae; Suessiales; Symbiodiniaceae. The record is from the annotation of a GenBank genome assembly.
AUGCCGGUGAUGUCAAUAGGCAUUGGUGGAUUGGAGACCGCCAAUGCGUCCGCCAUUGUGUCCAACUGGCUCAAGCUUGGUGGACGAGGCAUUGAUACCGCACUGAUCUACAAGGACCAGAAUGUCGUUCCCGAGGAGCUGCAGAAGGCCGGCAUCGACCGCAAGGAUGUUUUCAUCACCACGAAGAUUCCUGGCUGUGACUUGGCUACGGCCAGCGUUGAAUACGACUUGAAGCAGCUCAAGACAGACUAUAUCGACCUGCUGCUCAUACACUACCCCAAGGGUGACUGUGCCAAGGCAUGGGAGGUCCUGGAGGGCUACCACAGCAAGGGUGUGCUCAGAGCCAUUGGUGUUAGCAACUUCGACAAGCCUUCUCUGGAGGUGCUGAUGGAGACGGCAAAAGUCAAACCUGCCGUGAACCAGAUUGAGCUCAACGUUUUGGAGUUUGAUGCUGAGGCCCUGGCGUUCUCUGAAGCGCUGAACAUCACCGUGGAGGCGUACUCUCCAGUCGGUCGCAGCGGCCAUUCUGGAGACAUUCGUGGCAACAAGGUCAUCCAAGGAGUUGCGGCCAACCACAACAUCAGCACCUAUCAGGUUGCCCUGAAGUGGAUCAUCCAGCAUGGGCGCUUCUUGACCUUCCAGUCCAGCUCGGCCGAGCACCAGGCCUCUGACGCUGCGAUCUUCGAUUUCCAGCUCACAGAGUCUGAGAUGAAGGCAUUGGAUGCCUUGCACGGGAAGCACUUGGAGCCAAUCUAUAUGUGA